Lachancea thermotolerans CBS 6340 is the source of this 1326-nucleotide messenger RNA. RefSeq names its product bifunctional farnesyl-diphosphate farnesyltransferase/squalene synthase (gene ERG9). The record is from RefSeq and is a predicted model, not a curated record. Gene Ontology annotation, molecular function: squalene synthase [NAD(P)H] activity. NCBI's taxonomy places the organism in Eukaryota, Fungi, Ascomycota, Saccharomycetes, Saccharomycetales, Saccharomycetaceae. The transcript has a single exon. The coding region runs from base 1 to 1326 and encodes 441 amino acids. Gene Ontology annotation, cellular component: endoplasmic reticulum membrane. Gene Ontology annotation, biological process: ergosterol biosynthetic process; farnesyl diphosphate metabolic process.
AUGGGUAAACUUGGCGACCUCAUCUCACAUCCACUGGAACUCAAAGCGGCUCUAAAAUUAAAGUACAUCCGCAAGCCGCUUUUUUCCUUGAACGACACCAAAGAGACACCCGAGCUUAGAAGAUGCUAUCAAUUGCUCACUAAGACAUCUCGGUCUUUCGCGGCGGUGAUCAUGGAGCUUCAUCCAGAACUCCGCAAUGCCAUUAUGCUUUUCUAUCUGGUAUUGAGAGCUCUAGACACGAUUGAAGACGACAUGACCAUUGACCCGAAGGUCAAGGUGCCAUUGCUUCGCGAUUUCGACUCCAAGUUGGAUCUUGAAGAUUGGUCUUUCAAUGGCAAUGCGCCUACAGAGAAGGACCGCUGUGUCCUCGUCGAGUUCCCUUGCAUCUUGAAAGAAUUGCACAAGUUAAAGCCAGAAUAUCAAAGAGUCAUCAAGGAGAUCACCAACAAGAUGGGCAACGGUAUGGCGUCUUACAUUCUAGACGAGAACUUUAACCUAAACGGCGUCUCUACAAUUAAGGACUAUGACUUGUACUGCCACUACGUCGCAGGCCUUGUUGGGGACGGUUUGACGCAGUUGAUUGUGCUAGCGAACUUUGGCACUCCAGAUCUUUACAAUGAGUCUGCCUACCUAUUCGAGAGCAUGGGACUUUUCUUGCAGAAAACCAACAUCAUCAGAGACUAUGCCGAGGACCUCGAAGAUGGCCGCUCGUUCUGGCCAAGAGAGAUUUGGUCCCUCUAUGCCGAUAAGCUGGUCGAUUUCUCACUUCCGGAGCACACGCAGGAUGGGCUACACUGUAUCAGUCACCUUGUUCUAAAUGCCCUGAGCCAUGUCGAGGACGUGUUGACCUUCCUGAGCUCCGUUCACGAGCAAUCGUCGUUCCAGUUUUGCGCAAUCCCUCAGGUUAUGGCUAUUGCCACCCUCGCCUUGGUGUUCGGAAAUCCAGAAGUGCUUCACAAAAACGUCAAGAUUAGAAAAGGUACCACUUGCUUCUUGAUUCUAAAGUCUAGAACGUUGCGUGGUUGUGUCGAGAUCUUCCAAUACUACUUGCGUGACAUUAAGAAGCGUCUUGCCGUGGAUGACCCCAACUACCUAAAGAUCAACAUCCAGAUUGCCAGAAUCGAGCAGUUCAUUGAAGAAAUGUACCAAGAACAGCUGCCUGCUGGCGUCAAACCCAAUGAGACCCCGAUCUACAAGAAGGUGAAGGAAAGAAGCGCCAUUGACACCGAGGUUGCCCCUGCCCAGAUGGAAGAAGAAUACCAAUUCAACAUGGCGAUAACAAUGGUUCUGACAGCCUUGGCCGCCGUUUAUUUUUACGUGAGAUAG